Messenger RNA from Thecamonas trahens ATCC 50062, 2585 nucleotides. RefSeq lists its product as uncharacterized. The transcript has 3 exons. NCBI's taxonomy places the organism in Eukaryota, Apusomonadida, Apusomonadidae. The coding region runs from base 27 to 2585 and encodes 852 amino acids. The record is from RefSeq and is a predicted model, not a curated record.
CCCAGCUCAGCGCAACAGGCAAGACCAUGGCACUCAGUGGCCCUGAACUGGCGAUGUUCAACUCUGACACACCAUUCGGACUGUUCUCUGAGAAGGAACUCCCGCAGGUGGUGAGUCUGGCAGACGAGUCACGCAAGGUGACCAAGCACCUCGCCGAUCUCUUCAAGUCGCUCGCAAAGGCAGAGCUGGACUACUCUCGCAAAGUUCUGGACAUUGUUGCUUCGAGCGAAGCUUCUUUUCCUUCCACAACUCCCUCGUCAUCAUCAUCGACGUCAUCAUCGUCCUCUCAUCGUCAUCCGUCUUCAUCAUCGUCGUCAUCAUCAUCGCAUCAUCCCUCGUCGUCUUCAUCGUCAUCAUCAUCUGCCAUGAGAGAGGAGAACAUGUCGCUCGCUGCUGCUAUCAAUGCCUUUCGGAGAGGAACCGCCGCUGUUGCUGCCCGUCAACAUGGUCGCGCAGAGGCUGUCAUGGCUGACAUUGUCGCUCCGCUGGCUGCCUUUGUCUCGGCAAACGCCGCCAAGAAGGCUGCGUCAGCCGCAAAGAAGGCCAUCGCUGCUCUCUCGCCGCUCCGUGACACAGUCGCCAAGGACGAGCGCAAGCUCGACAAGGUCCGCGCCGCCGCAGCCAAAGCACACGCGGGGUACAAGGCUGCCACAGAGCCAGACAAGCGGACCAAGCUCCUCGCCCAGGCGAGGAACCUUGAUCGCGAUGUCGCCCUCCGCGAGUCCGAGCUGGUCAAGGUUCACCGCGAGCUCGCCUCGCAGGAGAUGGCAUUUGCCUCGCGCGAUCUCAAGCUUCACUUUGUCGCUCUCCAGGACAUCCAGCUCGACCGCGACGAGCUCAUCAAGCGCGCUCUCACCCACCACGUCGCCCUCGCUGACGCCAUUGUGCCCUUUAUCCAAGAGACAAACUGGAACAUGCUGCAGGCUGUCGACGCAUGCCAGCCCAUGGCCGAUCUCCGUGCCUUUGUCCUCCGCCACCACGUUCCGGCCGCGCUCAACCCGACCGCUCCCGCGGCUCUGCCCUCGCCCGCCUCGCCUGCACUCAAGGCCGCCAAGGCCCGCCCGCUUCCGCUCCCGACUACCGAUGACUCUGACUCGCAGCCACAGCAGCAGCAGCAGCACUCGCAAUCGCAGUUGCGCUCAGCUCCGGUCCCCAUCCCGCGCGCCGCCCUCGAUCCGUUUGGUGACCAUCCGACUCCGCCAACCUCGUCGCCGUCGUCACCUGUUGCCGCCGCCGACGACGCUCCCAUCUCCUCUCCCAUCGCCUCGUCGCCCAGGCAUGCCCGCUCUCCCCGCACGGCCCGCGACUCGGCCGACCUAUUUGAUGGCCUCGACGACGAGCCGACCGUCGCCCUUUCUACCGGCGGUGACCACUCGGACCCGCUGAGCCCGACCGUCGCCCUCUCCACCGGCGGCGACGCAAGCGGCCCGCCCGAGGCCACUGACCUCCUCUUUGGCACCCGCCUGCUGCAACCGUCGACGUCCCCACCGACGUGCUCGCUCGCCGACCUGUUCGGCUCCGACUCGGACUCGCCCGACAUCGCCCCACCCUCGUCUACUCCGGCCCCGGCUGCGUCCGCCAACACCCGCAACCUGUUCGCCGACUCGGACUCGGACGACGGCGUUGAUGCUGCCACUGCCGCCGAUAUCUUUGGCUCGGCCGCCGCCGUCGCACCGCCGCCGCCGUCCCGCUCUGACGACGUCUUUGCACUCGUCGGCGACACCUCGACAGUCCCGACUGCCAUUCCGGACACAGGUGAUGCCGACGACGACUUUAUGACCAUGUUUGCCAGCGGCAUCAGCUCGUCACCCCGGUCCGCCGCCCAAGCUGUCGCCACUUCCGCCGCUCCUGCCCUCGCCGGCUCGCCGGCCAAGGCCCGAGUCCUCGACGAGUUUGCAACAACCAAGAGCCGCUCGGCCGACGACGGGUCGGCCGACGCUCCGCCGGACGAGCUCUCGGUCCUCACCGCCAUGCUCUCGGCCAAACCGGCCAAGUCUAAGCGGAGCCGGUCGUCCAAAACCGCGGCCGCAUCGCGGACCCGGACCUCGUCCGGCUCGGCCCGUGCGGCUAGCUCUAGCGCCCGCGCCUCGGCACAGCCGCGCACAGGCGCAAGUGCCGCCGAUGCGUCCGACGAUGCCGCCCGCGCCCGCGCUCUCGCUGCCCUCGCCGAGCUCGCUGACGACAACGACUACUACAGCAUGCUCGGCGUCGCGGCUUCAGUCUCAGACUCGGCGCUCGCUUCGGCGUUUAAGCGGCUGCAAACCGAGCUCGACCCGUCGCGCUUCGACACGCGCCGCGACCAGCGCCGCGCGUCAUCACGCUUUCAGAAGAUCAACGCAGCCUACGUCUCGGUCCUCCAGCACAAGAAGAAGCGCUCCGUCUACAACUCGAUCGUCAAGCUCCGCGCCUCGUACACGUCGCUCGCUACGCCGGCGGCCUCGGCCUCCUCGGUCCGCAAGGCCCUCAAGUCGAUGGCCAAGCUCCUCGACGAGCUCACUAAGCACAAGAUGCCGACCACGCUCUCGACAGAGCUCUCCAUGGCCGUCCGCCUCGUCCGCGACGCCCAUCCGGACGCCAAAAAGUAG